Cydia strobilella is the source of this 1446-nucleotide messenger RNA. RefSeq lists its product as uncharacterized. NCBI's taxonomy places the organism in Eukaryota, Metazoa, Arthropoda, Insecta, Lepidoptera, Tortricidae. The coding region runs from base 532 to 1173 and encodes 213 amino acids. The transcript is spliced from 4 exons. The record is from RefSeq and is a predicted model, not a curated record.
UUGCGGUACCAGAGUUAAUUAACUUUAGACUUUUGAAUGCAACUCGGUACUCCAUACCGGUUUAGGGGCAGCGCAUCUGAUUGAAAAGCCCAUCUUCCCUACAGACAUACAAUACAGGCUUAAGCACUUUGAAUAUAGGAAAAUGUGGGGUGGCUGCACAGCGGGCGGGCCCUUUACCACGCAACGCAAACGAACGAAUAAUUUACCUUUUAUCAUAUCCACUGACGCGAUCAGUACACAACUCAGCGUACGUUCUUAUUAAGCACGCAAUGUAGGUGUUGCGGUUUUCGGGUGUAGUUGUAAUAAAGGUAAGGGUGUUUCAGUCGACUUAUACGUCGGUUUCGACUUUAGUCUGCUACCAACUCCGGGAGACGGCGCGUGCGGCAGCGGAGCCGAGAUUCGUAACAAAGUAAAGUUUCGUGAUUUGGAAAAGGUUUAUUUUCAAAUUUAAUUCGCCGUUGUUGUUGCUUCUAUUGGCUACUCUUGGAAGCUGUACGGGAGAUAUAAAGGUGGAAAUUGAGAAAAAGAAUCAUGCGACGUCUCGCACCAUUCACAUGUUGCCUGAUUAUUGUAUUCACCACGUUUAUAGAUGAGGGUAAUGGAAAAUGGAAAAGUAAAAACAGAGAAAAUCUCCAGAAAGACAUCGCUGAGUUUCAGGAAAUGGCGGAAAAGAUUGAAGAUGAAAUAGAAGACAUCUACGAAGAAUAUUCUGAUAAUUGGGUCAAGAACGCAGAAAUUUCUAACGAAGAAGCAACUUUCGACGUGUCUGAUGUAGACAAUGCUAAUAAUACUUACAAUGAUAAAAAUAAUAUCAAUAUCCUUAAUUUAAUAAGCAAUUAUACGAAGGAUCUAACCGAGGGCAAAAAUAGACCUGUGCCUGAAACUUCCAAGGUAAAUGGAACGCCUACAAUUGAUACAAUAAAAAUAAGUACGACUGAAAAAGCUAAUGUGUUUCGCUCAAAAUGGCCAAAAUUUGAAGAUAUUUUGCUGGACAUAGGCAAAAAAUACGAUUGGAAAAAUGACAGAUGGAUUAAAGUAAAAAAGAAAGCCAACCAAUCCAGCGAAGAAAAGCACAUAGCAUUCCAUGAGAGACAUUUUAGCUACAAAACUGUGAAAUUAAAUAGAAGUAAAAGUAGACGUAAUGUCGUGAUAGCAGUCACGGCGGUAAGAUAGGACGUGCCAAGUCGCCUGGCUCUCUUUGGUAGAAAAAUCUAAAAUCUAUUUUUAUUAGUCGCUGCGGGACCAAAGCGUCAUCUAGUCGAUAAUUUAAUAUUGAAUCGUAGCAUUUAAAGUUCUAAAAGGAAGGAAUGGCUAUGUGAUCCCAUUUAGCAGUUUUGUAUCGAUGAGAAAUUAGGUUUUCUGUAAUAUACCUCUCGUUAUCGUAGUCAUGUGCCAUUUUGAAUAAACCAGACCCCAUUGUAUUUAAUCCGCAAUUGCUUCAAAGUC